This is a messenger RNA of Racocetra persica, 411 nucleotides long. NCBI's taxonomy places the organism in Eukaryota, Fungi, Glomeromycota, Glomeromycetes, Diversisporales, Gigasporaceae. The record is from the annotation of a GenBank genome assembly.
AUGGAAAACGGUGAUAUGAAUGAAAAAGUGUUCCAAGAAUUUAGAACCCUUGCAAGAUUGUAUAAAGAAAUAGUAGAUGCAGUUAAAAAAGAAAAUCCUUACUGGUUAACCAGCUAUAAAUGGAAAAAAAGCAAAAGCCAACAAAGUAGUGAUGACAAGAAAACAAGAAAGUCUUACCUCAAAAAAAGGAUAAAUUAUGACAAUAUAGAAAACCUGGAUGGAGAGUAUCAAGUUGGAGAUUGCUAUGAAGAAGGAAUUAAAGAAGUAAAAAUGGCUGAAGAUCUUAAGUAUGAUGGUGAUGCCGAAGAAGAUACCAGCAGUAAUAAAGCCAAUGAUGAUGAUACGGACAGUAGCAUUAAACCAAAUGCCAAGAAAAAUGUAACAACUGAAAAUCAAUCGAUGAUACAUUAG